Messenger RNA from Melanotaenia boesemani (Boeseman's rainbowfish), 9286 nucleotides. RefSeq names its product filamin-B (gene flnba). Gene Ontology annotation, molecular function: actin filament binding. The record is from RefSeq and is a predicted model, not a curated record. The coding region runs from base 232 to 8073 and encodes 2613 amino acids. The transcript has 49 exons. NCBI's taxonomy places the organism in Eukaryota, Metazoa, Chordata, Actinopteri, Atheriniformes, Melanotaeniidae. Gene Ontology annotation, biological process: actin cytoskeleton organization.
AUUUCACACACUGACGGCGACUGCCCGCGCGGCGGCGCUGGCGCUCCGAUCCGUGUCGUCGACGUCCUAUAAGUCUCUGUGAGUUUGAGGCUAAACUUCAAACUAAGUUGCAACAGCUUCGAGGUAACACCACGGGAAGAUAGCGCACGCUCAACGGCCCACUUUCUGUCAUAUUUAAUCCAAGUCUGAAUAAGAAGCGUUACAGAUAACUAACGGGAAGAGCAGUAAAACAUGCCGACCACAGAAAAAGACCUGGCUGAAGACGCUCCGUGGAAGAAGAUCCAGCAGAACACCUUCACCCGCUGGAUCAACGAGCACCUGAAAUGUGUCAACAAGCGGAUCGGUGACCUGCAACUGGACCUGAGCGACGGUCUCAGACUCAUCGCCCUCCUGGAGGUCCUCAGCCACAAGAAGAUGUACAGAAAAUACCAUCCGAGGCCCAACUUCAGGCAGAUGAAGCUGGAGAACGUGUCCGUGGCUCUGGAGUUCCUGGAGAAGGAGAACAUAAAACUGGUUUCCAUAGACUCUAAAGCCAUUGUCGAUGGGAACCUGAAGCUGAUCCUGGGUCUGGUCUGGACUCUGAUCCUGCAUUAUUCCAUUUCCAUGCCAGUAUGGGAGGGUGAGGAUGAAGAGGGAGAGUCAAAGACACCUAAACAGCGUCUGCUGGGCUGGAUUCAACACAAAGUUCCUGAUCUGCCAAUCACAAACUUCAGUCAAGACUGGAGAGAUGGCAAAGCGCUGGGAGCACUGGUGGACAGCUGUGCACCAGGCCUGUGUCCAGACUGGGAAACCUGGGAUUCGGUAAAGCCAGUGGAGAAUGCUACUGAAGCCAUGCAGCUGGCUGAUAGCUGGCUGGGCAUUCCACAGGUGAUUGCUCCAGAGGAAAUCAUUGACCCCAGUGCAGACGAGCAGUCAGUGAUGACCUACCUGUCUCAGUUCCCCAAAGCCAAACUGAAGCCUGGAGCCCCACUGAAGCCCAAACUCAACCCCAAGAAGGCCCGUGCAUACGGACCUGGUAUUGAACCGACGGGGAACCGAGUGUUGCGUCCCGCUGUGUUCACUGUGGACACGUUCAGUGCAGGUCAGGGGCAGGUUACCGUCUACCUAGACCACCCAGAUGGCACCAGAGAAGAGCUGAACCCAGAGCUUAACGAGAGCAAGAAGACGUACAGCGUCACCUACAUUCCUCAAGUCGUGGGACCUCACAAGGUGACGGUGCUGUUUGCAGGCCAGGAGAUUCCAAAAAGUCCUUUUGAAGUGACUGUGGACAAGGCGCUGGGUGAUGCCUCUAAAGUGACCGUGAAAGGCCCAGGAGUCGAACCUGUGGGCAACAUUGCAAACAAACCAACCUACUUUGACAUCUACACUGCAGGGGCCGGCACAGGAGACGUGACGGUCAUGAUCAGAGACCCUCAGGGUCGCCAGAACAGUGUGGAGGUGAUGAUGGAGGAUAAGGGUGACAGCACGUACCGCUGCACCUACCGCCCAACACAGCCUGGACCGCACACCAUCACGGUCACCUUUGGAGGGGUGGGAGUCCCCAGGAGCCCCUUCAGUGUGGAUGUGGGACCUGCCUGCAUGCCAGGGGCCUGCAGGGCGACAGGCCGGGGUCUCCAGCCAUCGGGACUGAGGGUGAAGCAGGUCGGUGACAUCAAGGUGGACACCAGGAAUGCCGGCAGUGGAGACCUGAAGGUGCUCAUCAAGGGUCCAAAGGGUGUCGAAGAGCCGGUGAAACAGAUUUCCAGUCAGGAUGGUGUGUUCUCCUAUGAGUAUCACCCCAACAGUCCUGGCAAAUACACCGUCUCCAUUACCUGGGGGGGUCAGCACAUCCCAAAGAGUCCAUUCGAGGUGGUGGUUGGUCCUGAGGCGGGGCCUCAGCAGAUCAGGGCGUGGGGCCCUGGUUUGGAGGGAGGCAUUGUGGGUAAACCGGCCACCUUUGUAGUGGAGUCCAUUGGUCCAGAUGCAGGAGUCCUGGGUUUUGCCAUCGCUGGACCUUCCCAGGCUAAAAUUGAGUGUGAGGAUCAAAACGACGGGUCAUGUGACGUCCGUUACUGGCCAACAGAACCUGGUGAAUACGCCAUCCGUGUGACCUGUGAUGAAGAGGACAUUGAACACAGUCCCUUCAUGGCCUACAUCAUCCCUGACGACAACACCACCAACCCAGACAAGGUCCAGGCUUACGGGCCGGGGCUUGAGAAGAGCGGCUGCCUGAUCGACCAGGCUGCUGAGUUCACUGUGAAUGCUGAGGGUGCUGGGAAAGGACCUCUGAAAAUCACAGCACAGGAUGGUGAGGGACUCCCUGUGGAGGUUAAAGUGAGGAAUAAAGGUGAUGGGCUGUACCAGUGCUCCUACACUCCCACCUCCCCUGUCAAACACACUGUGGCCGUUGCCUGGGGAGGGGUCAGCAUUCCCAACAGCCCUUUCAGGGUGAAUGUGAGUAAAGGCAGCCACCCAAACAUGGUGAAGGUGUUUGGCCCUGGAGUUGAGAGAAGUGGACUAAAAGCAAAUGAACCAACACACUUCACUGUGGAUUGUUCAGGAGCUGGAGAUGGUGAUGUGAGCGUGGGCAUAAAGUGUGAUGCCAACAUGGUCAGUGACACAGAAGCUGAUGUGGACUUCGACAUCAUCCCCAAUGCCAACGACACAUUCACUGUAAAGUACAUCCCUCCUGCAGCUGGAAGACUCACAGUUAAAGUCCUAUUCACUAACAAGGAAGUUCCACGGAGCCCCUUCAUUGUUAAAGUGGAUCCGUCCCACGAUGCAUCGAAGGUUAAAGCCGAGGGUCCAGGACUUGCUCGCACUGGUGUAGAAAGCGGGAAGCCGACUCAUUUCACAGUGUCGACUAAAGGAGCUGGUAAAGCUCCCCUGGAUGUUUCCUUCUCCGCUCCCGUUAAUGACUUUGACAUCAUCGACAACUACGACUAUUCUCAGACUGUCAAGUACACACCUGCACAACAGGGGGAGAUGACCAUUGUGGUGAAGUUUGGAGGAGAUCCUAUUUCAAAGAGUCCCUUCACAGUUGGUGUUGCUGCUCCACUGGACCUGAGCAAAGUUUCUGUGGACAACCUGAAUGGAAGAGUGGAAGUGGAUCAUGAGCAGCAGUUCAUGGUGGACACUAAGGGAGCAGGAGGUCAAGAUCACCUGGAGGUGGCAGUGCUGAGUCCCAGCCAGAGAGCCGUGCCUUGUAAAGUAGAGCCUCAGCCUGGUAAUGCAGGUGUCAGUUUGGUCCGUUACACCCCGAAAGAGGAAGGCGUGUAUGCUGUCAACGUGUCCUACGAUGGACACCCUAUACCGGGGAGCCCCUUCCCCGUGGAGGCCCACCUGCCUCCUGAUCCUAGCAAGGUGAAGGCGUUUGGCCCUGGUCUGGAGGGAGGUGUAGUGGGGAACCCAGCUGAGUUCACCAUCGACACCACUGGUGCUGGCGCCGGAGGCUUGGGGCUGACGGUGGAGGGACCUACUGAGGCCAAGAUCGAAUGUUCAGAUAACGGAGAUGGCACUUGCUCUGUCUCCUACCUCCCCACCGAGCCUGGAGAUUACCUGGUUAACAUCCUGUUUGAAAACAUUCACAUCCCCGGCUCGCCGUUCAGAGCCGACGUCCAGAUGCCCUUUGACCCCUCUAAGGUGGUGGCCUCGGGCUCUGGCCUGAAAAAAGGAAAGGUUGGAGAGACCAGCGUUGUGAAUGUGGACUGCUCUCGAGCUGGACCAGGCCUUCUCACCCUGGAAGCUGCACCAGACUCUUCAACCCACCCGACUGGCUCUGCACUGGGUUCAGGUAAGAAAGUGAAGACAGAAGUAGUGGACAACAAAGAUGGGACAUACACAGUGACCUACAUCCCCCUGACCUCCGGCAUGUACACUCUGCUGCUGAAGUACGGGGACAAGCCCGUCCCCGGUUUCCCUGCUAAAGUGAUGGUGGACCCUGCUGUUGAUACCUCUAAGGUCAAAGUGUUUGGACCUGGAGUGGAAGGACAAGCUGUUUUUAGAGAAGCCACCACCGAUUUCACGGUGGACGCCCGUCCUCUUACCCGACACGGAGGAGACCACGUGAAGGCAGAGGUCAGGAACCCAUCUGGAGCAUUGACGGGUUGUGUGGUUACAGACAACGCUGACGGGACCUACAACAUCGAGUACACUCCUUUUGAGAAUGGCGUCCACACCAUCCAGGUUCUGUAUGACGACACUCUGGUUCCGAAGAGCCCGUUCAAGGUUUCUGUGUCAGAGGGAUGUGAUCCAAGCAGGGUGGUGGCCACCGGCCCCGGGCUCCAACAAGGUCUAACUGACCAGCCCAACAACUUUGACAUCGUCACCAGAGGGGCAGGUAUCGGCGGCCUUGGCAUCGCCGUGGAGGGUCCAUCAGAGUCCAAGAUGUCUUGCGAAGACAACAAAGAUGGCAGCUGCAGCGUUGAGUAUGUUCCCUUCACACCAGGCCUCUACAGCGUCAACGUCACCUACGGAGGAAAACACAUCCCAGGAAGUCCAUUCAGCGUCCCAGUGAAGGAUGAGGUGGACUCCAGUAAGGUCAAGGUGUCUGGUCCAGGUUUGGACUCAGGAGUCAGAGCAAAUAUCCCACAAUCCUUCACGGUGGACUGCAGGAAGGCAGGCGAGGCCCCGCUGGCUGUGGCCGUCACUGGUCCUAAAGGAGUCAGGGAGGCCGUGGAGGUGACGGACAAUGGAGAUGGGACUCACAUGGUGUCCUACAUGCCAUCUGUGGAGGGACCUUACUCUGUGUCUGUCAAGUAUGCGGAUGAGGACAUCCCCCGCAGUCCCUUCAAGCUUCGAGUUUUGCCGACUCAUGAUGCCAGUAAGGUACGAGCCAGCGGCCCCGGCCUGACCAGCGGUGUCCUCGCCAGCUUCCCUGUUGAGUUUAACAUUGAUACCAAAGAUGCCGGUCAGGGCCAACUAAGCGUACUGAUCACAGACCAGGAUGGUAAACCAAAACAACCUAGUAUCCAUGACAACAGUGAUGGUACAUACUGUGUGUCUUAUAUCCCUGACCGCACUGGCCGUUACACAAUCGUCAUUAAAUAUGGUGGCGAUGACAUCCCAGCGUCACCCUACAGAGUUCGUGCCACGGCAACCGGCGACGCCAGCAAGUGCAUUGUGACUGGUCCAGGUGUGGGUCCCACAGUGGCCAUCGGCGAGGAGCUUGGCCUGGUGGUUAAUGCUAAGGGUGCUGGUAAGGGGAAGGUGAGCUGCAUGGUAGUUCAGCCCGAUGGUAGCGAGGUGGAGGCUGAAGUGCUUGAAAAUGAAGAUGGCACCUUUGACAUUUUCUACACUGCACCGGCGCCUGGGAACUACGUCAUCUACGUCCGCUUUGGAGGAGAAAAUGUCCCACACAGUCCCUUUAAAGUCAUGGCUACUGAUGAGGUACCCAUCAUGCAAGAGCAGACGUCGCUACAGAAACAAGCCGCUCCCCCUGGAGCUGGCUUCCAGCCAUGGGUGACGUCAGAUGGCUAUAAGUCAGUCAACAGCAGUGUUAAUGGUAGUGGCUUCAGACCAUUUGACAUGGUGAUACCAUUCUCCUUCAGGAAGGGAGAAAUCACUGGUGAGGUGCUGAUGCCUUCAGGUAAAUCUGCUCAGCCAUCGAUCACAGACAACCUGGAUGGGACGGUCACAGUGCAGUACGCUCCUACUGAGGCUGGCCUGCAUGAGAUGCACAUCAAAUACAAUGGAACACACAUUCCAGAGUCUCCCCUUCAGUUCUAUGUGAAUCAUGUCAGUAGUCCCUAUGUGACAGCGUAUGGCCCUGGACUGAGCUAUGGUGUCGCUAACAAGACGGCCAAAUUUACUGUCUACACAGAGGAUGCUUCUGACGGAGGUCUGGACUUGGCCAUUGAAGGUCCAUCCAAAGCAGAGAUCAGCUGUGUGGAUAACAAAGACGGGACGUGCAGCGUCAGCUACCUGCCCACGUUGCCGGGAGACUACAACAUCAUGGUCAAAUACAACGAUGAGCACAUCGCCGGCAGCCCCUUCACUGCCAAGAUCACUGGGGACAACCAGCGACGUUCUCAGGUGAAACUGGGCUCUGCAGCAGAUUUCUCUCUGGACAUUUAUGAGACAGACCUCAGCCUGCUGACCGCCAGCAUCAGGGCGCCUUCAGGCCGCGAAGAACCAUGCCUGCUGAAGAGGAUGGCCAACAACCACAUUGGUAUCUCCUUCAUCCCCCGGGAGGUUGGUGAGCACCGAGUCAGCAUCCUAAAGAAUGGCCAGCAUGUCUCCAACAGCCCCAUCACUAUCAUGGUCAUCCAGUCUGAGAUCGGAGAUGCCAGCCGUGUUAAAGCUCAUGGUGACGGCCUCGUCCAGGGGACCACCUUUAACAACGCUAGCUUUGUGGUCGACACACGAGAGGCCGGUUAUGGUGGUCUGGCUCUGGCCAUUGAGGGUCCCAGCAAGGUAGACAUCCAGACAGAGGACAUGGAAGAUGGGACCUGCAGAGUUAGCUACUGUCCUACUGAACCUGGAAACUACAUCGUCUCAAUCCGCUUUGCUGAGGAUCAUGUACCAGGUAGUCCAUUCACUGUCAGGGUGACGGGUGAGGGUCGCAUACGCGAGAGCAUCACCCGGCGACAGAAGGCGGCGUCUGUCUCCAGCGUUGGGAGUGUGUGUGACCUCAACUUGAAGAUACCAGCGAUCGACAUGAAGGACAUCACCGUUGAAGUUACGUCACCAUCUGGAGCCAGUCAACCCUCCGAGCUGGUUGCCGUUGGCAGCGAUACGUACUGUGUGCGAUUUGUGCCUACAGAAAUGGGCAUACACAGCGUGAGUGUGAAAUACAGAGGCGUCCACGUGCCUGGCAGCCCCUUCCAGUUUACUGUGGGGCCACUGGGAGAGGGCGGCGCUGCCAAAGUGAGAGCUGGAGGUCCGGGACUGGAGGGUGCAUUGGCAGGAGAACCAGCUGAGUUCAGCAUCUGGACAAGGGAGGCGGGCGCUGGUGGGCUCGCCAUCGCAGUGGAAGGACCCAGCAGGGCUGAGAUCUCCUUUGAUGACCGUAAAGAUGGAUCCUGCGGCGUCUCGUACAUUCCUCAGGAGCCUGGUGACUAUGAGAUUUCGGUGAAGUUUAAUGACCAGCACAUACCUGACAGCCCCUACCUGGUUCCUGUUGUUGCUCCGGCGAAUGACGCCCGGCGCCUCACUGUUGCCGGCCUUCAGGAAUCUGGUCUUAAGGUGAAUCACCCAGCAUCCUUUGCAGUCCGUCUGAAUGGAGCGCAGGGCAAAAUGGAAGCUAAAGUCCACAGCCCUUCUGGAGCCUUGGAGAAGUGUGUCGUCACAGAGCUGGAAAGUGACAAGUACGCUAUUCGCUUCAUCCCCAGGGAGAACGGCAUCCACACUAUCGAUGUGAAAUUCAAUGGCUCUCACAUCCCAGGAAGUCCUUUCCAGGUUCGAGUUGGAGAAGCAGGACAGACGGGAGAGCCUGCUCUGGUUUCUGCAUAUGGAGCUGGACUGGAGAGAGGCACCACAGGUACCCAGUCAGAGUUCAUCAUUAACAACACUAAAGCGGGUCCCGGGUCUUUGGCUGUGACCAUUGAGGGUCCCUCCAAAGUAAAGAUGGACUGCCAGGAGGUUCCAGAGGGCUACAAGGUGCAUUACACUCCCAUGGCACCUGGAAACUACCAGAUUAGCAUCAAAUAUGGAGGACCCAACCACAUCACUGGCAGUCCCUUCAAAGCCAGAGUCACAGGAUCUCGGCUGGUGAGUGCGUCCAACGCGAGUGAGAAGUCAACCCUGACACUGGAUCCAGCUGUACGGGCAUCUAGCAGCCUCGCGCAGAGUGCCGUGUCCAGACCUGGCAACUCUGAUCCCACCAAGGUGACAUGUCGAGGAACUGGUCUCAGCAAGGCCUUUAUGGGGCAGAGGAGCAGCUUCUCUGUUGACUGCAGCAAAGCUGGUAAGAACAUGCUCAUGGUAAGUGUGCACGGCCCUCAAAUCCCCUGUGAGGAGGUUCUGGUCAAGCACAUGGGCAACCUGCAGUACAAUGUCAGUUACCUGCUGAAGGAGCGAGGAAAUUACAUUCUGGUGGUCAAGUGGGGUGACGAUCACAUCCCAGGGUCCCCAUUUAACGUCACCGUCCCAUAAUGCAAAGAACUGCUGCCUCUCCUCCUGCACCAUUUUGCAUCCCUGUUUGAACUGAAGAGACAAAUUCCAAUGAGAAAGCUGCUAAACAAAGUUUUCUGCUCAUAUCAGAUGAUUAACUUUUUUUUCUGCCUAACAUGAACUGAAAACACAUCCCACAUCAGCUGUUCUUGGUUGGACAGUUUUCUUUGUGCAGUGGGUCAGGGAAGCAAAAUGGUAGAUAUAUUGAAAAUAGAAAAAUUGACUUAAUUGGGAAAGAAAAUCUGUUGAUUAUUGCUGCCCUAAAAUUGUCACUUUUUUUUUUUUUUUUUUGCACUUUUAUACAAACAGCUGGUGAGAAUACCCCUAAACUUGGUGUCUUUACAUGUUUACAAUUAUUAAACUGGAUUUAAAAUCAUUAAAAGUGAUAUAAAGGAAUGUCUGUAAACACAACUGGAAUAACGUGGCACUUUUCUUUAGCUCCUAGGGAAAAAAUGGAAAACACUUGGAGUUCUGUGAACUUUCUUAGUGCUUUGAGUCCUGCUAAUUGUUCAGGUUGCUUUGGGAAAGCAUCCAAUAAAUAAUCAAAUCUGUGCAGAACAAAAGUAGAAGUUGAGAAGUAAGCAUCUAAAAAACUGGAGGUCUUUGUUUGGUUUCAUUCCAACAAGUGUCAAAGUUUGUGCAACUACUGAUUUUUGUGUAUUCGUUGCUCAUUAGCUCACAGAAUUCCAUGGUUACGAAAAGUUGCCAAAAACAGUUGGCUGAGCUGCCUUCAAACUACUGUUUCCUGCACUGUAAGACGGACUACUUAAUGUGCUAGCAUUUAGUUUUGGGAUCACGGCUUCUCUGUUGUUGAUUUUUCUGUAUUUUCCACAUGAGCCGAUUAGUUCUGAUCUGUCUGGACAUAACGAAAAAGGCAACCAGAGUUCGGCUUUGAUGAUGAAUAAGUGACAGAUCUGAACUGGAGGAUUUAGUCAGAUUUUACAUGUCUCUCGUGAGUCUACAUGAGUCUGUGUUCAUAUCAUAACCUUGAUUAUGUUGCAUUAUCACUGCUACUUUUGAUACUUUAAAGACAAGGGGACUUUUUGUAUUUUUUUUUUUUUUUGUUUUUUGGGGGGGGUGGGGGGGUUAGGAGUAGCUUCAUUUUGUAUUGGAAAUGGUGUUUUAAUGUGAAUCUAAAUCCUAAUCUGAUGUACUGUACAUUUGAUAGUUAAAAUAAACUGAUGUAGAAGAUUGA